This is a messenger RNA of Botrytis porri, 1267 nucleotides long. RefSeq lists its product as uncharacterized. The record is from RefSeq and is a predicted model, not a curated record. Gene Ontology annotation, biological process: transsulfuration. Gene Ontology annotation, cellular component: mitochondrion. The coding region runs from base 1 to 1023 and encodes 340 amino acids. The transcript has 2 exons. Gene Ontology annotation, molecular function: thiosulfate-cyanide sulfurtransferase activity. Lineage: Eukaryota; Fungi; Ascomycota; Leotiomycetes; Helotiales; Sclerotiniaceae.
AUGGCAGCAUCUAUGCUCUAUCGAAGAGCUCCAACUUUGAGCUCUUUCUCACGACAACCUCUCACUUCUACAUUUUCUAGAUACAUCACCAUGACUUCCCAUCGAUCAUUCUCAUCGUACCUCGUCACUCCCUCCGAAUUAUCCGAAGCUCUUAAAAAGAAUCCCCCCUCCAAGAUCUCGACAUCUCCCCGCACCGUCGCCCUCUGCUCAACAUGGUUCCUCCCUACGUCUCCUCUCAAUGGUCUCCAAACCUUUCGCGAAAAGCGAAUUCCCUCUAGUCGUUUCUUCGAUCUCGAUAAGGUAUGCGACAAACGUUCUCCUUAUCCUCAUAUGCUUCCUGAUGCGAAAACAUUCGCAUCUGCUAUGAGCGCGCUGGGAAUCCGCAGAGAUGAUAUAGUUGUUGUAUACGAUUCUCACGAGCAAGGUUUAUUCAGCGCGCCGAGAGUAGGAUGGACAUUAAAGGUUUUCGGGCAUCCAAGUGUACAUGUUUUGAAUAAUUUCAAAUUGUGGGUGGAAGGGGGAUAUCCAACUGAAAGUGGGGAAUUCUGGGAUGUUGAUACUUGCGCAUAUCCGAUUCCACAACUGGAUGAAAGUAAAGUUGCCGAUUUCGAGGAGGUUAGUGAAAUUAUCAAAGAUACUGGUAAAGAAGGAGCGGAAGGUGUACAAAUAUUGGAUGCGAGAAGUUAUGGAAGGUGGACCGGAAUGGACCCCGAGCCCAGAGAAGGUUUGACCAGUGGUCAUAUGAAGGGUAGUAUCAGUUUGCCCAUGGGAGAACUAUUGGAUCCAACUACCAAGACUUUGUUACCCGCGGACCAAUUGAGGAAGAUAUUUGAGAGCAAGGGUAUUGAUCCGACAAAGCCUAUCGUCAGCAGUUGUGGUACAGGUGUUACAGCUACCAUUAUCGAUGCUGCAUUGGCAGAAGCAUAUGGAGAGUCGGGUGUACGAAAAGUAUAUGAUGGAAGUUGGACUGAGUUCGCUCAAAGAACCAGUAUUCCGGACGGACUAAUUGUCAAGGAUGAAUAAGUUAUUGCAUUUCAGCGCUUGCGGCAAAUAUACCCACUCUACUCAAGGGCUUUUUACAAUGAUGAUAUCUAUGAUACGCAAGUUUCAGCGAAUGCAAUUAGGUUACGGAUUUUAGCUUUGCGAAUACUAAGAAAGGCGCACGUGGGAAUUUGAUUUUAGGGAGGUAUAGAUGCAUAUGAUGUUUAGCUGAUGAAAUAUCUUGGAGGAGAACCAAUGGAAAAUUCAAAAAGGCACAUUUUUCCAG